Molecule: messenger RNA, 2556 nt
Organism: Coccidioides immitis RS
Lineage: Eukaryota; Fungi; Ascomycota; Eurotiomycetes; Onygenales; Onygenaceae
Product: topoisomerase II associated protein
Exons: 3
Coding region: 94-2556 (820 amino acids)
Biological process (GO): deadenylation-dependent decapping of nuclear-transcribed mRNA; P-body assembly
Cellular component (GO): P-body
Molecular function (GO): RNA binding
Source: RefSeq, a predicted model, not a curated record
AUCAUUAUACAUUCGAACUUGCAGCAUCGCAUUCACCUUCAUCUCCCCCCUCCGCACUCCUUUCUCACCCUCGGUUCGCACACCGCAGCUGUCAUGUCGUUCUUUGGCUUUGAUACCACGCUUCCUAACGAUCGUCCUCCCGCACGGGAGUCGAGGGGUAUUUUUGAGGCCCCUGAUCCUUUCUCCGAAGUUGCUCGUGCCACAGCGCAUGGAUUCACCGAUGGCGAUGACGCAAUUGACUUUGAGGACACCUACGACGGGUUGGGAGACCGGCUCGACGAUGCCCAAGAUGCCUUUAACGAAGACACUUUCGGAGAGGCGGCGGGGAAUGAGGAUAAACCUGUGGGGAAAGACUUUGACUUCUUCGGCCAAACGGCUCAGAUGACCAACAUUUUGGGUGAAGAGCAAGUGCUUUACAACCUGAAGCACCAAAACGAACAACCCCAACCCUCCGUUUCGCCCGAUGCAGCCCCGAAACCGAAAAGGACAGGCUAUGAGCCAUACCAGGACCCCGGGUAUAUCCCUGAGAUCCAAGCGAAAUCCAGUGUCUGGGGAACAGGAAUUACACAAAAAGUAAAGACAGAACAGCCAAAACCGGCUGCUCCAUCCAAAAAGAUGAUGAGCUUGGAAGAAGUUGAAGCACAGAUGCGCGCGCAAUCACAACGACCGCAGCAUGCAACCGAAGCUACUGCUCCUCCGCCGUCUCAGCAGUUCCCCGCGACCAUCCCGCAAGGAGCACUUUCUAAUCUAAGAUUCCCCGAACAGCCCUUCCCCCAGCCCGACACAUUCCCUCAACUUCAACAAAAAGAUUUUCCUCCGUUAAACCAACACCAGCAGUACCCACCGCCGCAAGGUUUUCAGCGCCAGCCUCCACGGCCUUUCCCUGAACAGAAACCAAGGCAGAAUAUGUCAAUCCAAGCCCUACAGCAUCAGAAUCGUAUGCCAAGCAUUCCUCAGAGACACUCUGGGCUACAAAUUCAAGGUCAUUAUCCACACGCCGCGCCAUCGGCAACUACAGGGCCGCAGCUACCUUCAAUCGCCGCAAUGCACCCACAGUUCGCGCAGCUUUCCGAAGAACAUCGCAGGGCACUUUUGGCAGAGGAUGCGAAACGUGCCAAGCGAAAUCAUAAAAUUCACCUUCUCUCGAAAGGAAAUGGCUUGAUGACCCCGCAAGAUAAAAACUUUAUUACCCGGAUACAGCUACAGCAGCUAGUGUCGGCAACAGGAAAUACGGGAGAGACAGAUACCGAUUCCCUACUGUCAGAAGACUUUUAUUAUCAAGUGUAUAGCCAAAUUCGCGGUGCACCCCGACAGCACCCAAGACAGCCUCUCGGUCAUUUUGCCCAGACCUAUCUUUUCCAAACCGGUAGCCGCUCGGGGGGCCAUAUGGGCCGAAGGCAGUAUCAGAACGCUGACAAUCACAUGCAACGCAUGCAGCAGCAAGUUCAGCGUGCUGUUGAAGCUGCGAAACUGCGCCCAAAAAACAAGCAACUGAUAAUUGAAGGUAGUUUAGGGAAAAUUUCAUUCAGCAAUGCCAAAACCCCAAGGACACUCCUCAAUAUCAAACGCCCCGAUAGCGCGGAUGGUCAUAAGCCAGCCAAUGUCAAGAAAGGAGCUCAAACCGGGCUUAGUCCGAGUGACCGCAAGUCUAUCUUAAAUAACAUCGAAAAUGCAUACGAUACAUUGAUGAGAAUGGAGGAUCACGAACGAAAAAUGCCUCCACCACCCGACGCUGAAGAUGCAGAAGCUGUGCAGAAGCAUCUUGAAUGGAGACAGAAGAUGGAUGCUCUCAAUCGAAAGUUAUGGACUGAUAUGAAAGUCCACGAACCUAUAUUCCCCGGUUCUACAACGACCCAUCCUUUUAUUGCGUUCCUGUCUUAUCCUAAGGGCAAAAAGGCGAUCCCUCGAAUAUUCCGCCAUAUAGACCAGGAGCAACGAGUCACCAUUCUCACUAUGAUAAUCGUUCAUUUAGAUUCGCUAGACGUCGUCCAGCGAGCACAGUUACAGCCCGGGGAAACCCAGCCCCCUGGACCUGUCCGCGAGGAGAUUGAUUUGUUUUCGCAAGCCGUUAUGCCGAGUCUAUUGGGUUACGUCACCGAAGCUCCUCUCAAAUUCAUCAUUGGGCUUGUCGGUCUCGUCAUCUUCCGGACGAACGUCCAGGCGGUAUCUAAGACACGGAUAGGCCUCGGCAUCUUGACUAUGCUGUUAAGUCGUGCGGAGUUGGUAAAGGAAGCUGGCGCAGUGGACGAUGAGGAAUGGAAACAAUGGACAGAUCUUUAUAAUCAGCUGUUUGACCGGCUAGAACCGAUUCUCGGCAGCAUUUUCCCAGGAACUAUUAAUAGCGGAGAUGAUAUGUAUGUGUGGCAGUUUCUCGCCGCUGUUGGCAUUGGAGCAAGCCCAGAGCAACAGCAACGGUUGGUUAUUGCGGUCAAGGACCGAGUUAUGGAGACAGUCGCUCAGAGCAAAACACUACCAGCGGACAUGGCCAGUCAACGACUUGGUAAUGUUAACUUGUUCAUGCGCGCUCUUGGACUUGAUGUGGAACUUCUAGGAUGA